This is a messenger RNA of Phyllopteryx taeniolatus (common seadragon), 5732 nucleotides long. RefSeq names its product DDHD domain containing 1a (gene ddhd1a). Gene Ontology annotation, molecular function: glycerophospholipase activity; metal ion binding. NCBI's taxonomy places the organism in Eukaryota, Metazoa, Chordata, Actinopteri, Syngnathiformes, Syngnathidae. Gene Ontology annotation, cellular component: cytoplasm. The record is from RefSeq and is a predicted model, not a curated record. The transcript is spliced from 14 exons. The coding region runs from base 309 to 2900 and encodes 863 amino acids.
GUCAGCUGUCAAACUGCGAACGCGCGCCACUCGGCUCCGCUCACUAUGGACGACUACGAUUGCUGCCUUUGAAUUUACCGAAAGAAACUCCUCGUGGACGGUUAAAAGUAAAAUAACCGCAAAGUGGCCGGCACGAUGGAUUAAAGGGGGAAAGUGGUGAAAAUAAAAGGUUUGAAGUUGACAUAGACCCGUAAGGAAGACUCGCUUAGAAGCUAGCGUCGGACUUCUACCGGCUUCGUUAGCAGCGGCUAGCUCGUUAGCUACCUAGCUCGAGCCGGAGUAGUGAUGCUUAAGUGGCUCAAGUAGUUAUGAACAAUUGUGACAUUACGUCUUUAAAAGAGAAACAAUGUCCCCCGGAGGGAGAGACGGCGGCUAAUAAUAACAAUAAACAGUGGCACUCGGUGGGUAGCGAUGAGUGCGGGUGUUGUCAUGACAUGAGCCCCAUGGAUGAAGCCGUGCUGCCCGGGAUGUCGUCCGUCCAGCCCGGACUGGACGCGCCGGACGACGACCGGAACGGGCUCCGUCUCCUGGAGGAUCUCAGCUUCCCGCCCGGCGCCUCACCCUACGUGGGGGACGUCAACGGCGAGGGCCCGCUGUUCGAGAGACGGAAGCGGUCGCGCUCCAACAGCUCGAGGCACCACUUCGGCGACGUGGUGGCCGAGCUGGGUCCCGAGGAGGCGCGCUGGUUCUACAAGGAGGACAAGAAGACGUGGAAGCCCUUCGUGGGACACGACUCGCUUAACAUCGAGCUCAUGUAUCGGAAGUACAGCGAGCUCAGCCCCGGUGCGACCAGCCCCCCGGUGGAAGUCAACGGAGAAGUGUCAGUGGAGACACGAACCAUUGGCGUCCUCGGAGACCAGGGGUCCUUGAACACAUCCACGCCGUCCAUGAGCACGGAUGAGAGGGACCCUGACAGCAUUGACGUCCGUGUGGAGCCUGUGUGUGUGCGUGGAGGACUCUAUGAGGUGGACGUCAGAGAAAGAGGAUGCUACCCUGUUUACUGGAAGCAGCAAGACCAUAUUCCGGUGCUGCGAGGUCAGUGGUUCAUCGACGGCACAUGGCUGCCCUUAGAGGAGGAUGAGAGUGACCUCAUCGAAAGCGAGCACCUCAGCCAUUUCCAUGGACAGCAGACGCAGGACACCUUCGACGCCAGCGACAUGGUUGUCAGGACCGUCGAUGGUAAAGACGUCCUCUCCCACCUGCCCCCUUUCUACCUCCACUUUCUGUUCAAAUGGAGCGGAUAUCAGACGAACGCUAGAGCGACAUGUCACAAGCGCAAACGCUGCCAAGCAAUCCACAGCCUGAAGUUGAGUCGGACCCAUGUGGACUGGCACAGUGUGGACGAGGUCUACCUCUACAGUGAUGCCACCACGUCCAAAAUCGCUCGCACUGUCACGCAGAAACUGGGCUUCUCCAAAGCCUCCAGCAGCGGAACCCGGCUGCACCGCGGUUACGUGGAGGAGGCCUCUCCAGAGGACAGACCCCCACAGACCACACACAUUGUCUUUGUGGUACAUGGGAUCGGGCAGAAGAUGGACCAGGGACGUAUUAUCAAAAACACUGCAAUGUUGAGGGAAGGUGUGAGGAAGAUGGAGGAGAAGCACUUUUCAGAGCACAAUGAUGAGCAUGUGGAGUUCCUUCCUGUGGAGUGGCGCUCCAAACUGGCUCUGGAUGGAGAUACCGUGGACUCCAUUACACCAGACAAGUUGAGAGGCCUGAGAGACCUUCUCAACAGCAGUGCCAUGGACAUUAUGUACUACAACAGUCCUCUUUACCGUGAUGAGAUCACUAAGGGACUGACACAGGAGCUGAACAGACUGUACAGCCUGUUUUGCUCGCGCAACCCCGACUUUGAGGAGAGGGGAGGCAAAGUGUCCAUCGUGUCGCACUCGCUGGGCUGCGUGAUCACGUACGACAUCAUGACAGGCUGGGACCCCGUGCGCUUCUGCCUUCAGGAGCACCACGCCGUGGAGGAGGAGCUGCGCAUGCACUGGAUGUCGUACGAGGAGAGGCAUCUGCUGGAACAACUGCGGCACACCAGGAACAGAUUACAAGAGUUGGAGAAUCAACUUUUAACACUGGAAGCCUCCAAACCGUCAGCGCCUCCUGCACUCAAAUUUAAGGUGGAAAACUUCUUCUGCAUGGGUUCUCCUCUGGCCGUCUUUCUGGCACUGAGGGGCAUCCGGCCCGGUACCAGCUGCCACCAAGACCACAUUCUUCCCACGUCCAUCUGCAGUCACCUCUUCAAUGUCUUCCACCCGACGGACCCUGUGGCCUACAGACUGGAGCCCCUCAUCCUCAAACACUACAGCAACAUUGCGCCAGUGCAAAUACACUGGUGUAGUGCCACCAACCCGGCACCUUACGAUGAGGUGCGGCCCACAUUCCUCAACCUCACUAAGGAGCCGACGUCGGACACAGAGAGCAUCCCCAGUCCGAGCACUUCUCCCGUCCUCCCCCGGAGACACUACGGAGAGUCUAUUACCAAUUUAGGCAAGGCCAGCAUCCUGGGAGCAGCGAGUAUCGGGAAGGGCAUCGGUGGCAUUCUCUUCUCCCGCUUCUCGCGCUCCAACAGCCAACCCUCUGUCUCUGUGGGACUGGAGGGUGGGUCCAACCCCGAAGACGACGAGCAACAGAAACGCACCGAGAGCCAGUCGGCAUAUGGCCUCUCCACCUUGGCCCGGCCCACCUCGCCCACCGCAGAUGUCUCAUUGCAGCUGGAGCGCCGCAUAGACUUUGAGCUGCGCGAGGGCCUGGUGGAAAGUCGCUACUGGUCAGCCGUCACGUCACACACGGGCUACUGGUGCUCGCACGACAUCGCCCUCUUCCUGCUCACCUUCAUAUACGAGCACAGGAAGACCCCCUCCGUCCCAGGUGGAGACACCCCCGAACCUGACUGAACACGCCUCCCCCCACUCCCCUCACCUUCUCUAUUGCUUUGUUGUUGUUGUUGUUGAUUUUUAGACUGAAAAACUAUUCUCUUGUUUUUUAUGCACACAGAUAUUUUUCCUAUGAUCCAGUUCUGUGAACUAAUAAGCUGAUUUAGUUUCAUUCCAGUACAGUGGAACUUCCAAAGUGGAACAGAACAAUUUUUUCACCAUGGGAAAUCAUAUACAGUGUUCCAAACCCACCCGGGAUAGGUGACAAUCUGGGUUAUAGAGAGAUCAUAUAUAAUUUUGUUUUAUAUAUAGUUUUACUGCUCUCACAUACUUAAGACACAUUUAAACUUAACAAAUUUAUUAAAACACACUCUUAUGUAUUCCUUAGCACCUGUUCUUAAAUGGGAGACUACACAUCACUUUGAGGAAACUAAAUGAAGACACCCUCCAAAUAAGAUGCCAAGCGUGCUUGCGUCAAGAUUUUUAUUUGUCACGCCCACUUGGUUUCCUGUAAAACUGACACAUAAAACAACAUUGUAUAUUUAAACACCAAGGUGUUCGAAUCAUACAAAUCAUAUAAUUUCGUCUGACGAAAGCCUGCUAGCUCAAUGCCAACGUAAUGUGCAAUGCCAUAAAUGGGCUAACGGAAAUUCGAAAAGGAGGUUCACUGUAAAGAAAAUUUGCAAUAUUUGAUGUAACAGUUUACAUUUUUCAUUGUAAUCACUAGAAUGCAACAAAAUAGAAUUACAAUAAAGUAAAACUAAUUGCCUUGGAAGAUAGGACAUUUAAAGCUGGUGUAUCGUAAACGCUAAUGCUACCGUACACUGUAAUAUUGAAUAGGUAAUUGAUUAAAUGUUUUGCUUAUGCAACUAUUCCCCUCUAUUUGUGGAGGAUAUCGACCGAGCCCUUCAAUCAAUAGCGAAAAAAUUUGAAUAAUUGACACCCCCCCUAAAACAUUUUGUAAUUGCCUAUAUUUCACAAACCAUUACGAUAGGUCAGUCCCUACAGGGUCUGUUAUUUAAUAGUUAAAACUGUAAAUAUAACACAAACUCUGUUCACAAAACAGUUUAAUACCGAUCAACCUCAUCUUACAACAUUACACUUGGAGAUAAAUUGCUUCCAGAUGAAUUGAUUAAAAAUGCACCAGAAGUGCCGCGCAAACUACUAACUUCCGCUAAGAACCCAGGCUAAACUCUGCUCCUCCCCAAAUUGUCACUCAGUUAAGAUCACUUCAACUUACAUCCUUGAGACCAGUUCUUAUUUAGAAAGGGCUUUGGUGCCAUCAUGUGGCAUCUUACAGUGUUAUAAAGAGCACAAAAAAAUGCGAAUUGGUGGGUUUUUCAGUAAAUAAUGGAGGAUAGGGUACCAAAAAAAAAACAAUAAUGAAUAGGUGAGGGAUUACUGUAUUGUACUUAACAGCCAGGCCUCCAUUUCCCUAUGGUCCUAUUUUUAUCAUCACUUUUUCAUGAUGAAACAGUCCACUUGAGAGGUUCCACUGUAAACGCAUUUUUAGUGUAAUAGCCAGUAUGACCUGGGAACUACUGUAGCUAAUUAGCAUAGCACCAGUGCUUCAGUACAUAUCGCCCCGUACAAGCCGGUCUGGAGCCUUUGCAACACAGCUGCCUGUUGGAAUACACUGGUUUGCCUUUUGAAACCAGCCAAACAUGUUAUAUAUUUCAAAGGACGUUACAUACAAUUGGGGCUUUAUAUGAUUUUUAAUCAUGUAAAAGUACUAAGUAUUACAUUUCUGCCAAUAGGGGCUCCGUAUGAGUCAUCAAGGGAUGUUUGAUCACGAUCUUGUGGAGUUAUUAUAAUUUCGUGUUUUAUGGCGAGUCAUCAAACCUCGCCGGCAUGCUCCACCCACACGCAAUGACAAAAACUCAAAACCCUAGCAAUUUAGUGUCGCCCGGGUUUCAGUAUGUGAAGUUCAAAUUUAACCAUUGGACUAAAGCUUGAGGAUGGGGCCGUCUAUAAAAGUGACUUUCAAAAAUGAUUGAUGAACAUUUCUAAACCAAAAUGGCAGACUUCCUGUGUCUUUUGGGGCAUAGCUUCUUGAGACUUUUUUGGGGUUUUACUCACCAUAGACAUAUCUACUGAAUUUCAGUGAGGAGGCUGAAUUUGGCAAUUUGAAAGUGACCGCUCCAAGCUAAAAUAGGAGACUUUUUGUGAGUCCACUCCUGAUAGACAUGGCUACCAAAUUUCAUGAGGCUCAACUACACUGGGUUUGGGGGCUGGAUUUUCAAAAUAUCUAUGACAGGUCCGUCUUUUAAGGACCUUUGAAAAUAGCCCAUAGGACCCUAAAAUGACAGUCUUGUGUCUGUUCAGGCACGAGUUCUUGAGGCUUUUUUUGAGAGUUUGGGGCUUUGUUGUGAGUACUACUGAUAGAAAUGUCGACCGAAUUUCAUGUUGCUAAACAAAAACUAAUACAAGUCUGUCUUAAAAGGACAGCAUAGAUUCUGUGCUGUUUCUGCACAAUCAAGGGCUGAUGCACUAUUGUCUACUAGUGUCAUAGAUCAGUCGUGUGUGUCCUGUUGACUGAAAGCCACACUGCCUUUCUUGAUGUUAAAUCAAUGCACACCACUGGACUUUAUUUUGACAAUGAUAGUGUAUUUUUAUUAACAAAGGCACAUUAAACUAUUAUGUUCAGUAUCGCGCAAUAGGUGUCAUUGGAUGAGCUGGAAAGAAGGAUGUGCAUUAAAAGAGUGAUUUAUGACCUCUCCCUGCCCUGCUUUUUUGCAAUAACAACAACAAAUGUCUUGUCAAUGGAUCCUAACCUCCAUCCAAACACUGUUACUAUUUAUCCCCUGUCAUUAAAAGGGUGUUCCUUAUUUUGGAACAAAGCCAUUAACCUGU